Molecule: messenger RNA, 1753 nt
Organism: Leptopilina heterotoma
Lineage: Eukaryota; Metazoa; Arthropoda; Insecta; Hymenoptera; Figitidae
Gene: Vdup1
Product: arrestin domain-containing protein 17
Exons: 6
Coding region: 456-1472 (338 amino acids)
Biological process (GO): protein transport
Cellular component (GO): cytoplasm
Source: RefSeq, a predicted model, not a curated record
AUGCAGUUGCCUUUUGACAAGCAUGUAUGCCACGAAUUUUCAUUCCAAAAAAAACACAAUUAACGUACUUAUUAUAUAACUAAAAAGAAAAAUUCAACUCUACUUGCCACCAACACCAAAAAAAAAAUGGCAAAACGAAAAUUCACACCAAGAGACGAUAAUUCACAUUUUACCAGAGACUAAAAAAGUGGAAAAAAGAGAAAAAUUUCUUUAAAAAAAAAGAAGAGUGAAGAGAUAAAAGAAAAACCGCGUGUUAAAGCUAUGGUAAACUAAAACUAGAUCCAGAAAAGUGUGAUAUCUCUCUCCAUUAAAAGUUGCAUAUGAAGUACUCUUCAUCCUUGAUGCAACAUUCAGUGGUCAAACCUCGUAACGAUUACAACAUCACUGCUUUAUUCAAAGUUGGAAAAAGUAUAGAAUUUCAGAGAGAAAAUAAAAUAUAAUCGCCUAUAUCGAAAAUGACUCGCAAGUUGAGUAAAUUUUUAAUUCUUUUUGAUAAUACAAAUUUACUUUAUUUUCCGGGACAUUUCUUGUCUGGGAGGGUCCUCAUCGAAUUGGACGAUGAAGCAUAUGUUUCGGGUUUACAUUUUCACGUUAUCGGAGAAGGAGUAGUUAGAGUUCGAAGUCAUCGGUCCGAAAGGAUUUACGAUAAGGAAAAUUAUAUCGACUUUCGAAUGAGACUUUUGGGAGAUCCAGGUGAGGGACCGUCGAUACUGUCACCUGGAAUUCACAGUUUUCCUUUCAAGUUGGGAUUACCAUUAGGAUUACCAUCGACAUUUCUCGGCAAAAAUGGUUGGGUUCAGUAUUAUUGCAAGGCCGCGCUCAGGGAACCUGGCGGAUUGACUCACAAGAAUCAACAGGUGUUCAUUGUCAUGAAUCCAAUUGACUUGAAUCUUGAACCACCGAUUUUAGCCCAACCGGCAAGAUUAGAGGUUGAACAACGCGUAGGUGUAUCUUGUGUCUCGAGUGGACCUGUAUUCUGUAGAGUGAGCUUAGAUAGAGGUGGAUAUGUCCCUGGUGAAACUAUUGGUAUUUCAGCUACUGUCAGCAAUCGUAGCAAGGUGACAAUGAAGUCAACCAAAGCAUCGCUCACGGAAACAAUUCAAUAUUUAUGUAGGGGUAAAGUACUGGCGAGUGAAACUCGAGAACUCGCGAGUGUUUCCAGGGGGAAAAUUAGACCAGGAGAGGGUGAAGAGUGGUUGAAUGAACAAAUGUACGUUCCACCCCUGCCUCCAACGAACCUGAGAGGCUGUCAUUUAAUUAAUAUUCUUUAUCAUGUUUAUUUCGUUAUAAGUCCAAAGAGCCUGGAUAAGGAAAUAAAACUACAGAUUCCUAUUGUCCUUGCAACAUAUCCUCUGAGACAGGAGGGAGCCCCAGUGGGAACAGCUCCAUCGAAGAGAGGAGCUCAUUAUCCAUCGACUCUACCAAUUUUCAGACCUUGGCUCGAUGACAAGGCUUUUGAAAUUCAGGAAUAAAAAUUUUACAUAAAAACACACACACGACACUCGUAUAUUUACAUUUUUUUUUUAAAGUAAAACUUAAAGGACUUUCAGUUGUAUAAUAUUCUACAAAUACUAAAAGAAUUCAGCUUCGCAAUUUUAGAUAUUAACAGACAUUUUUUGUACUUUCCUCAUGGAGGGAGUAUUUUUCAAACUUAUAUAUAAUCAAUACACGAAACGAAAUCUUCACUGUAAAAAAAAUUUAUUUCAUUAAAAUAACCGAUCUGACUUUUGUCAAUUAAAUAUUUAUUUGAAUC